Acaulospora morrowiae is the source of this 3780-nucleotide messenger RNA. The record is from the annotation of a GenBank genome assembly. Lineage: Eukaryota; Fungi; Glomeromycota; Glomeromycetes; Diversisporales; Acaulosporaceae.
AUGACAAGCAAAGGUCACAAAAGAAAAUUAAGUCCUGUGUUGUCCACAGAAGAAAGUAGUACAGAGAACCCACGACCAAAGAAACGUGUCACCUUCUCAACUGCUUUAAAUACUACGGAAACUUAUCAGAUAGAAACAGAAGAAGAAAGUGACGAUGAUGAUCUAAUGAGCGAUGAUUCGCAUACGUCUUGGGCUGAUAGAAUUAAAAAUGAUUUGGAUCCCAUUCAUGAUAUUCAAACACUCACAAACACGGCUUUGAAUAGUGGUGUUUAUAUGGAGGAAAUGCUAGGAGGAUUGAUUGAAACAAAGAAAGGUGAAAAAAAAAACGAAAUUGUUGAAGAAAGUAACGGAGAAACAAUAGAGGAUGAAGGAACAAAUGGACUAAAGGAAACAACUGAUUUGUUUAAAUCGAAUAUAUUCAAACUUCAAAUUGAUGAACUAUUGAAAGAGAUAAGUAUAGAUUUCACAGCAACUUCAAGACUAGAAAACGCGUUAAAUAAGUUGAAACAGAUUUUCGAGAACAUGAAUGAUAAACUAGAUCUUCCAAUCAAACUUGCAAAGUCUAUUUUUGAUAAAAAAUAUAAUAUCACAAUUCCAUUUCCUGAUCCCGGUCCUACAUGCGUUCAAUAUAAGUUUGGAUUUGAGAAACCGACUGCCUUUUAUUUGGUUGGCAGUUAUCCAUUAAAAGGUGUGAUCCGUAGGCGCCAAGGUUUUAACGUGGAUGUUGCGGUCAUCAUGCCUAAGUCAAUAUUUCAGGAAAAAGAUUACAUGAAUUACCGUUAUUUUUAUAAAAGAGCAUAUUACUUGGCAGUAUUGGCUGCCGCUCUUCAAGAUGAAACUUCGGGGUUCAGUGCUAAAGUCAAAUUUGAUACAUUAGAUGGGGAUAGACGUCGACCUAUCAUACUGCUUGAAUCAUCUGAUGAUGAUUCGGACACUGAUUAUUCAGCAUUAAAUUGCACUAUACGCAUAAUUCCAUGCAUUCCAAUGGACUUAUUUCCGCAACAACGUUUGUCACCUUCUCGUAACAACGUUCGCCCGCUUCGUGAUCAAAAUACUGAAGAUCAACAAGAUCAAAGUCAUUCGUUACCACCGACACCACAAUAUAAUUCAGCAAUAUUGAAAGACGCAUAUUUUGUUUCACACUUAAACCUUUUAUACAAACACACUAAGGAUUGUCCUGCGUUCAUUGACGCAUGCAAACUGGCAAAAGUUUGGCUUCACCAAAGAGGUUUUGAUUUGGAAAAGAAUGGCUCGAACGGUUUCAACGGGUUUUUAUGGUCGAUGCUAAUGAUCUAUCUGUUACAUGAUGGAGGUCCAAAUGGUGACAAGAAAUUGGCCAAUGCAUAUAGUUCCUACCAAUUGAUCAAGGGAACUAUGGAUUUUUUGGCAAACCAUAACUUUUUGGAAUCACCUGUAUUUAUGAAUAACUCUGAAUUCACUAGGAAAUCAUUUAUAGAGAAUUUUGAUGCCGUAUUUGUUGACGAUUCUGGAACGUUGAACUUGUUUAGUGGAAUAUCAAGGACAGAGCUCGAACAUUUGCAAUUUGAGGCAAAAUUGGCAAUGAAAUAUUUUAAUGAAAGCGUAGAGGAUCGGUUCGAUGCUAUAUUUCUACGGAAAGUUGAUGACAUGAAGUUAAAAUAUGAUAAUGUUGCACGUAUAGUUCAGUUGCCUGUGAAGUAUGAAGAAUAUACGGACUCGGUUAAAUUGGAUUAUCCCGACCAGUUUAUAUAUUUCGCACGAACAAUACCAUCCUUGUUGAAACGAGGACUCACUAAUCGCAUCAAACUCAUUACCAUACACUAUGACAAGUUGCCACCUUGGUCAAUUUCUGAGCGUCCUAAAGCUUAUAACUCGGCAAAAAUCAAUUUUUAUUUGGGUUUCUUAUUAAAUCCGGAAGAGUCAAAUCGAUUGGUCGAUUAUGGUCCCACACCUGAAGAUGAAAAUGCAGCAAAAGAAUUUCAGAAGUUAUGGGGUAAAAAAGCUGAAGUACGACGAUUCAAGGAUGGCAAAAUUCUCGAAUGUGUGGUUUGGGAUUAUAAUGGAAUAGAAUCGCGUGGUUUAAUUAUCAACAAAAUAGUUCUUUAUUUACUUUCGCUUCAUUACGGAAUCAAAGAUGAGGGAAUUCGGUAUUUUGCCGGACAAUUUAAUAAAUUUGUUAAACCGUCUCCAGCCGUUCCAAUGCAAAUAUUUGAUCAAGAUACCAUCGACAAGGGAUUUCAACCGGUGAUGACCGCAUACGAUGAGUUAUCAAAGGUAUUGCUAUCGAUUGAAGAUCUUCCUCUUAAAAUAUCUAACAUUAGGGCAACAAGUUCGGCAUUAAGAUACGCAUCAGUAUUUGUUCCUCAGCCAUGUCAACAAUCACAAAAGAAACCUAAAAAACUUGGGAUGUACUUGAUUUCUCGUAAAUAUGAUCCAGAUACUCUUCAUUAUUGCGAACCAAUAGAUAUUCUAAUACAGUUUGAAGUCUCAACAAAAUGGCCUAAUGACCUUGUAGCUGUUCAAAAGAUGAAACUGGCAUUUUAUAUUAAGAUUUCUGAACAAUUGAAAUCCAAUAUUCAUGGAAUUAAAGCGACAGUGGUGACAAAAAAUAGCGAUACGAUAAUAUCGCCCACAUCUUAUUUGGAAAUCUUCAUUUCAGGAUACGCCUUUAGGUGUAGAAUUUAUUAUGAACGCGAAAUCUCAAUGUUAGAACGUGUUAUUGGAGAUAAAACAUCUUUGUCAAGGAAAAAAGAAGUUUAUAAGAAUGCGUUGGAGGUUGACAAGCGGCUAUUCAUAGAUCUACCGUUACAUAGUUCACAAAUCCAAACAUUAUGUAAUAAGUAUCCUUCUUUAUCAUUGACUAUUAGACUUGCGAAGAGAUGGUUUAUGGCACAUUUGCUAGAAGGACACGUUGAUGAAGAGUUUAUAGAGGUUUUAAGUGCUUUCGUCUAUCUGGAACCACAACCUUGGUCUAGACCUGCUUCGGGCUUCGUUGGAUUUCUUAGAGUGCUAAAGGUAAUCAGCGCUUGGGAUUGGAAGAAUGAACCCAUGAUCGUGGAUUUAGGAGAAAACCUUUAUAGUGACACUUCGUCACCUAUCAGUAGCGAUCAUGAUAAAGCAAGUAGUGUAGUAGAGGAGGUUAAAAAAAAAUUCAGGGACAUCAGGGGAAACGCUGAUAAUGAACAUGGUACAUUAUUUAUAGCAACAACCUCUGGGCAGAUAUGGGGGAUGGACAAACCAUGUAAAGUUGUUGCAAGAAGGAUUCAAGAUUUAGCCCAUGCUGCGAUUACAUGUAUUGACGAUAUUAUGAAUAAAGAGACGACAACAAGGUUCAAGAGUUUAUUUGUUGCACCGCUGAAAGAUUAUGAUGUAUUGAUAUUUCUUGAUCCCAUCCAAUGCCCACGAUAUUAUCAAAAUAUCUCGGUUGAAAAAAAACACCUCCUUCAACUGGUUAGUAAGAAAUUUAUCUGGAGUACGAUUGAAUAUUACAGAGAAAAAAGUAAAUGGACCGGUUUUGAUCCAGUUGAGUGGUAUCUAAACGAAUUACGGGGUUUGUAUUCAGAUAUAGCGCUAUUCUUUCAUAACAAGUAUGGCGGUGACAUCAUUGGCGUUGUAUGGAAGCCAAUAUAUUUCAUGCCCAGGCCAUGGAAGGUUAAUCUUGGCUAUUCGAGUAUGUUGACAGAGAGUGAGACACCACAUGGCAAAGAUUUAAAUUUAGUAACAUUAAAUAGUAAGGCCAUUGCAUUGGAAAUGAUAAGAUUGGGUCAAAGGUUGGUUACUAGAUAUGAAUUCAGAAAGUAA